ACUUUGAUGCGCCGCACAGCAGACAGACCUCACUAGAAAGAAAACCAGGCAGCCUGGUUUCUCGUCUCUCCUCCCCACCCUCUCGGUGAGGUAGUCAUUCAGUUUCACCACCGUGCAAAACCCAGAGCAGUGUUGUUUUUGUUACCCGGUAGCACAAAAGGAUACAGGGUCGUUUCUUUCUGUCCGAGUUUUACUCCGAAGCAGCAGCGCUAAGGCUUCGCGUUGUGGAGUUUGGGUCGGUGUGAAAGGAAGUAGUCAGCUGAAAUUCCAGUCUCCUCUGUCGGCUUUUUUUUUUUUUUUUGCCAACUGCAUACACUUUCCCACGGAGUUUGUCACUUAAAAAAUAAAUAAACUAUGAACGGCGUGUCAAGGAAUUCGUGCGCCAGGACCAUAACCGAACUCAAGACGGAGAGCGAGAAACCGGACGGAGUCCAGAGGCUGAGGCUGACCCUGCAGAAUCAGAACGAGGCAGAAAGGAGCGGAGAGCAGGCCAAGACCAAGCCAAUCAGGAGAGCCUUUGCCGUGGUGCCCUCCAAACCGACCAAUGGGAUUUCUCCCUCUCAACCCACAGAGGAGGGGGUAGAGAUCAUCAAGGUGUACCUGGAGGCUCGCAGGCAGGAUCAGGAGGCGCACGAGAACAACAUGAGAAUGCUGUCCGACGAGGUCACGCAGAUCCAGGAGGUGAGGUACUGUUUGAAGAAUCUCCGGCAGAAAAUGGCUGCAAGAACAAGCAGGAGGGAAGACGAGCUCAAGACCCUGACGGACGCGAACGAGCUGAGACCCCCCCCUGCGCAGAGCCAUGCGGUCGCCCACGGUAACCAGGGAGCCCCGCCCACUCUGGACCACUCUAACGGGCAGGCCCGGGGGAGCUCGGAGGCCGAGACGGAGAGGAUGAGAGAGCUGACGAGGAAACUCUACAGCCAGUUUCAGAGCAAGCUGCAGGAGGCGGAGAGGAGGCAUAGCGAGGACAGGAGGCAGCUAGAGAGCAGGAGCAGCGCGUUCCAGAGGGAGCUGUCCCUGCAAGGCGAGAUGCUGCGCAGGGCGGAGGAGGGGCUGGGGGAGCGGGACGGCCGAAUCGAGGCUCUCCAGAGGCUGCUGUCCGGGAUGGAGCGGGAGCACAGCGAGCUGCGGGAGAGGAUGAGCAAGAACCAGGAGCAGCUGAAGGACAUCAGCCUCCUGAAAGAGAGAGGAGAGGAGCACCAGAGCAGGUCUGUCCAGCUGGAGAAGGAAGUGUCCACUCUGAAGGAGAAGAUCCAUCACCUGGACGACAUGCUGACGAGCCAGCAGAGAAAAGUCCGGCACAUGAUUGAGCAGCUCCAGAACUCCAAGACUCUGAUCCGCGACAAAGACGCCCUCAUCCACAAACUGCAGGAGAAAGUCUCCUUCCUGGAGGCAGAGAACCGAGAGAUGCAGCAGCGGCUGGAUUCCUUCGCUGGGGCCCAGGGCUCCUCGCCCUGCAGCACAGAGACCCAGAACAGCAAAAGACUCCCUUUAACCGUUCCCAACAAGUCAGUCAUCAAAGUCCUCGAAAUGACAGCCUGAAUUUCUCCAUCGCUUUUUGGGAAAACACAAACUGCAGGAUGGAAACAAGACUCCUGUUGCAUAGCGGUCUCCCCCAGUCCUGGUUUUAUUACGGGCUUGGUGAGCCCCAGCUUGUUAGUAAUGAGCGCAGGGGUGUGUGUGUGUGUGUGUGUGUGUGUGUGUGUGCGUGUGUGCGUUUCAUUGAACGCAUAGUAAAUCCAGGAGUGGAUCAAUCUGCUUUGCACUGGGAGUCGAAUCUCCAUCCCUGUGCUGCUGGAAACGAGAGGAUGGGGAAACGAAAGAGAAGAGGGAAUAUUCUUAGAAGGAAUUCUUAAUUCCUGUCCUGGACAUUUUUCUAUGCAACAGACGGCACUUCUCUCCUGCGAACACUGGAUUCAGCUAUGAAAAAAUCUAACAGAGACUGGAUGAACGCUGAGUCUGGAACACACUCACCAGUGUUUGCACUGUAAAUACACGAACAAUUCCCUUCCCUGACAUGCAAAGCUGUCUGUGUCGAUGCAGAACACCCUGUACUGGCUGCAGGCAGUAGUAGCUCGUUUUGAUGCAAGAAGUAGGUGUCUGGGGUCCAGUGCCUGUUUCAUUUCCAAUUCAUUUAGAAAAUCAACUCCCAGUUCUCAUUCUGUUAAUCCAUUCCAACGCCCCAUUGAUCAAGACUGCAGCGAACGUUUCAAGAAGUAUCGAUCGGCAGGUCUGCACUCAACCCACUCGCUAAAGUGCGGGUUUCAAAAAAUACCCGAGACGAGGUCCUUCCUUCACCUUUACAAUCCAGUAACAACGAAUGGCAGGUCACUUCAGCGUCGCUUUCCUGCUUUAAUAAGCACGGCUAACUGGCGUUUCAGAGAACGAGUAACGAGUUUCUGCAGCCCUAAUGUAGAACUGCUUCGAAUAAUUCAAAAACCGCCAGUAGCAAUACUUUCUAUAGAGGGGGAAAUGUUGGGUUUUUGACUAACAGGUUUACACUGAGGGCAUCUUUCACAUUUCAGGUCACAGAAUUACAUUCGCUUGCCUCACCAGUUUCGAGUUCAUUUAAAUUAUUUGUAUGUACUGUUUUUGUGUGUGGUGUGUGUGUUUCAAAGCACACCUUGUGUAAUAUUAUUAUUAAUAACAAUGAUGUUGGCUGAUGCUUUUAUUUGUUUUAAUAGUUGUCUAAACUGCAUGUACUGAUACACUGUUUUUUGGUAACAAAUCAUAAAGAAAACGUUUGAAAGCUAUUUGUCUCCUAGCAACAGAUCUUAUUCUUGUCAUGAUUCCGUUAGGUGAGCAAAAUUCAGCUCCGAGAACAAACUGAGUAUUUUGGGAAGCUGAGGGUUGUAUUAACAAUGCAAGUGCCCCCUCUGGCGGUCAUGAAAGGAAACGCAAGCAGCUCUUUGUCUUCAUUUAGAAGUCAUUUUAUUGGACACGCUCACAGUUUACAAAUACCAGCUCUUCCACCGCUCGCUGUUUUUUUUUUUUUUUUUUUUUUUUGUACUUCAAUCUUGGCUACAAGCAGCCUGACUAACAGUGGUUCUAUGAGGAAGAGCUUAUUGAAGUUCUGGGAAUGGAAUCUGACUGGAAUCUGCAUUCUCCCCCUCUAAUGCCCCAAUCCAUUCUCCCUCUCCUCCCCUCUCC
Molecule: messenger RNA, 3150 nt
Organism: Polyodon spathula (Mississippi paddlefish)
Lineage: Eukaryota; Metazoa; Chordata; Actinopteri; Acipenseriformes; Polyodontidae
Gene: tuft1a
Product: tuftelin 1a
Exons: 12
Coding region: 355-1542 (395 amino acids)
Biological process (GO): intracellular signal transduction
Cellular component (GO): intracellular anatomical structure
Source: RefSeq, a predicted model, not a curated record